ACUUGAAGUUGUUUUUCUUCUUUCAUAGUGGGAUAGUCCAGUUGCGUAUUUUCUGAGUGUGUUCGCUGAUUUACCAACAUUUGUCAACAUGGCGGAGACCUCUGCAGCAUUGCCCCUGGUCAAGGACAGAGUCGACGCUGGAUCAGAACCACAACCACAGAACGGAGACGUCGAGCAAGCCAAUGUUAAACGCAAGGCUGAUGACAAAGAUACGAUGGAAGAUGCCCGAGACACACGAGACAAUAAACGACGCAAAGGUACGGCACCGGUCAAGGAAGAAUUCCUGAUCAAGGAAGAUGCAUCUAUCCCGGCCGAAGGGACCAAAGAUGCAGCAGAUGACGAUGCUGCGGAAGCUUUCCAUCAUCAAGACCGGCAAGGUGGCGGUGGACCCAACAACAAGUCUAAGCGACGACAGAAGCAGACAGGUCAGAACAAGGCUCGUGAGUAUGGCAGCUCCAGAGACGAAGUUGGGCUAUGCUCGUCCCGUGCGAAUCGGCCCGAGUUUUCGCCCGACGAAUGCCAGUACGGAGACAAAUGCCGGUUUGAGCACGACAUCCGAAAAUAUCUGGGUCGUUUCAAGCGAGAAGAUCUCACAACAUUUAAUGGAUUGUGUCCCGUAUGGGAAACCAAGGGUCGAUGCCCCGCAGGUUGGAAAUGUCGCUUUCUGGGAUCACACUCCAAAGAGGUCGAGCACGAAGAUGGACGCAAAGAAUUGGUUCUUACCGAAGAUGCUGGUCGGAAAGCGAAGUACGCAGAGACAUCUGUCGAAGAAGGCGAAAUCGGGGUGGCCAACGUCCUGACCACAGAGCAGCGGUUUCAAGUGGUCAAGAGAAAGAUCGUGCUAGCUAAAUCAGACGAGUUCCUCCAACAUCUAGAGGGUCAAAAACAGAACCCCGGGGAUCAGGGACGCAAGAAGCCACAUGCGAAGGAUGGACAGAGCCGCAACUCGUCGUCACCCGAGCCAGAGACCAAUGGUCGAAAGAAGGAUGACGAAAAUCAUCAGAAUGACGAUUCCAAGGCGGAUUCGCGAGCGACAUAUACCGAGGCUCGUCUUCGACCUUCGGAGAAACGGCGGAUCUACUUUGGAGCCGAGACUCCAGUUCUCGCACCGCUGACGACGCAAGGCAAUCUGCCGUUCCGACGCCUGUGCACGUCAUUGGGAGCGACAUUCACAUACUCGGAGAUGGCCAUGUCGAUGCCGAUCCUGCAAGGGCAAAAGUCGGAAUGGGCUUUAAUGAAAGCGCACGAGUCGGAUGUGCAGGCACCAACGUUCAAGGCCAAGGGUAACAUUGUGUAUGACUAUGACCAAAGCAAGGAUCUUGGAUUUGGAGCUCAGAUUGCAGCGAACAAGCCUUGGGUGGCAUUGAAAGCGACCGAGGUGUUGACCACGCUAUUGCCGCAAGGGCUGAGAGUGGUAGACUUGAACGUGGGAUGUCCGAUUGACCUCGUGUAUCGCGAUGGAGCAGGAUCAGCACUGAUGGACUCACCUCCCAAGCUGGAGAAGAUGCUGCGCGGAAUGAACUACGUUUCGGGAGAAGUGCCGAUCACGGUCAAGAUCCGAAUGGGAACUAGAGACAAACAGCCGACGGCACAGAAGCUGGUGGAGAGAUUGGUACUGGGCGGCCCGCACAGCGAUGACGGGCCUUGUGGAGUGGCUGCAAUCACCCUGCACGGUCGGUCGCGGCAGCAACGAUACACUCGCUCUGCGGAUUGGGAGUAUAUCGGUGAAACGGCAGCGUUGAUCAAGAGACUAAACGAGCAGGCAGAUGCGGUCACAGACACGAUCCGAGAAACAGACGAACGAGACCAAGGCAAUGGAAGCAGGGGGUCGAAAAACGGAAAGGUGUACUUCAUUGGCAACGGAGAUGUAUUUUCACACGAGCAUUACUAUGCUCACCUUUCACAUGGUGGCGUUGACGGGGUAAUGGCGGCACGAGGCGCCCUGAUCAAGCCGUGGUUGUUUGAGGAGAUUCAAGCUGGUCAAUACCUGGACAAGUCGUCGUCAGAACGAUUGUCGAUGAUUGAGCAGUUUUGUCGAUACGGGCUGGAAGCAUGGGGAAGCGAUGAGGUUGGAGUGGGACAGACUCGACGCUUUCUACUCGAGUGGCUGAGUUUUGCAUGUCGAUAUGUCCCUCUGGGGCUGCUGGAACACCUGCCGCCGAACAUCCAGGACCGGCCACCGCGCUUCCGAGGACGAGAUGAGUUGGAGACGUUGAUGGCGAGUGACAACUACAAGGAUUGGAUCAAGAUCAGUGAGAUGUUUCUGGGAACAGCACACAAGGAUUUCCGAUUUGAGCCCAAGCACAAGUCGAACGCAUAUGAGAUACAGGCUGAGGGUUGAGUGGAGUGAGGUGACUAUGAAAAGACUUGCAAUGUCUUGGUCGCGGCAUGGGUAUGAGAGCUGUUGUGUCUUUGCACCGUUUGCUGCCUUAAUCUCACCAUCGCGUACCUGAAUCACAUGGAACUCGAGUGGAAGAUAUGCCCAAGGAACGGCCCUGGCUAAGAGCUGAAAGUCUAGUAUACUUAAUCUCGCAGUGAAACCAGCCUUAAGAGCGACCCGAAUAAACGAAGGCGAGAUACAGGAUGCUGUUGGUAGUGAUAUUAGCGCUAGGCAGUUAGCUCCAAGCUACC
This is a messenger RNA of Exophiala mesophila, 2631 nucleotides long. RefSeq lists its product as uncharacterized. Gene Ontology annotation, biological process: tRNA processing. Lineage: Eukaryota; Fungi; Ascomycota; Eurotiomycetes; Chaetothyriales; Herpotrichiellaceae. The transcript is spliced from 2 exons. The record is from RefSeq and is a predicted model, not a curated record. The coding region runs from base 89 to 2341 and encodes 750 amino acids. Gene Ontology annotation, molecular function: metal ion binding; flavin adenine dinucleotide binding; RNA binding.